Molecule: messenger RNA, 486 nt
Organism: Eucalyptus grandis
Lineage: Eukaryota; Viridiplantae; Streptophyta; Magnoliopsida; Myrtales; Myrtaceae
Product: ethylene-responsive transcription factor 5-like
Exons: 1
Coding region: 1-486 (161 amino acids)
Biological process (GO): regulation of DNA-templated transcription
Molecular function (GO): DNA-binding transcription factor activity; DNA binding
Source: RefSeq, a predicted model, not a curated record
AUGGCCUCGAAAACCUUGCAAUCGCCGAAGGUCGCGGUGCCGAGUUCGAAUCAAGCACGCGGCAAACAGAACUAUAUAGGAGUCCAGAAGAAGCCUUGGGGGAAGUUCGGAGCACGGAUCCGAGUCCCGAGCCAGAACAGCAAGCAAAUCUGGCUCGGAAGUUAUGAAACCGAUAUCGAUGCUGCGAGGGCCUACAACGAAGCCGCCUUGGAGCACCACACAAAGCCGACCCUCAACGUCCUUCCCGAUGGCAAGAAGGAGGAGGUGGAAGGGGACAACGGGGUCAUCGUGAAGAAGGAGGAGCUGGAAGGGGACAACAAGGUCAUCGUGAAGGAGGAGGAGCUGGAAGGGGACUACAAGGUCAUCGUGAAGGAGGAGGAGCUGGAAGGGGACAACGAGGUCAUCGUGAAGAAGGAGGAGCUGGAAGGGGACUACAAGGUCAUCGUGAAGAAGGAGGAGCUGGAAGGGGACUGGCCCGAGGAGUAG